CGCUCCGACUGCUCCGGGAGGGUGGGAAGGGGUGGAAAACCAGGCCAUGACCCCCCGCGGGCUCUUGUUGCUGCUGCUCUCCCUGCUUCUGGGUGCCCGCCUGGGUACCUCGGCACGGUGUCCAGACUGUAGGCAGGGGGCGCCGGCGGGAUGCCCUGGGGGCUGCUUGGAGGAGGAAGGGGUACAGCCGCAGCCAGAAGGAUGUGCAGAGAAUGGAGGGUGCGUCAGGCGGGAGGGGGAACCAUGCGGGGUCUACACUCCUAACUGUGGCCCAGGGCUACAAUGCCAUCCCCCUGAAGAAGAUGAGACACCACUCCGAGCACUGCUGCUUGGCCGGGGUCGCUGCCGAAGGUCCAGGGGGCCAUCAGAAGAGAAUCCCAAGGGAACCAAGCCCAGUCCAAGGGGCCCCCAACAGCAGGAUGUGAACCGUGGAGGUCAAGAGAAGGCCUUGGAAACUACUUCCCGAGCCAGUCCUGGGGGUGGACAAGACAGUGAGAUGGGCCCCUGCCGCCGCCAUCUAGACACAGUGUUACAACAGCUCCAGGCUGAGGUCUACCGUGGGGCCCGGACUCUUUAUGUGCCCAACUGUGACCACAAAGGCUUCUACAGGAAGCGGCAGUGCCGGUCAUCUCAAGGGCUGCGCAGGGGACCAUGUUGGUGUGUAACCCGAAUGGGACAACCCCUGACCGGCCCCACUGAAUUGGAUGCAAACUCCCUCUGUCUUUCUGACUCCAGUGGUUAAAGCAGAGGCAGGGAAGAGCAUCUGGGGCCUCUGAUGGAGCUGGUCUGGGGGGGCACCAUCAUGGGCUAUUUAUUGUGAUGAAGAACUGCAGGAAGAAGAGCCCCGGGUUCCCCUUCCCCCUGCCCCCAGCAUCUCCCCCUGGUUCUUUCUCAAGCUGUGUGUGUGUCAAUGACUCAACUACAUGAUAAUUGGGAAGACUGUUGGUGUUGGGUUGGAUUGUUAAUAAAGCUCAACUGGGGUCUUGUUGUCUA
Molecule: messenger RNA, 993 nt
Organism: Antechinus flavipes (yellow-footed antechinus)
Lineage: Eukaryota; Metazoa; Chordata; Mammalia; Dasyuromorphia; Dasyuridae
Gene: IGFBP6
Product: insulin like growth factor binding protein 6
Exons: 4
Coding region: 47-742 (231 amino acids)
Biological process (GO): regulation of insulin-like growth factor receptor signaling pathway
Cellular component (GO): extracellular region
Molecular function (GO): insulin-like growth factor II binding; fibronectin binding; insulin-like growth factor I binding
Source: RefSeq, a predicted model, not a curated record